Molecule: messenger RNA, 1518 nt
Organism: Arctia plantaginis
Lineage: Eukaryota; Metazoa; Arthropoda; Insecta; Lepidoptera; Erebidae
Source: the annotation of a GenBank genome assembly
AUGAAUGGUGACAUAGCAGACAAUACAGAAAGUAGUGACAGCACAGGAUGUCCGUUGUGGGAGAGACUGGGAUGCGCACGCGGCGUCUGCGCGCGAUUCUGUCGCCGGAGAAGUCGUAUCGCGCCGGAACAUGUAGCCAACGGAAAAACUUUCAGCAGAAGCCGAGAAUCCCGCCGUCGGAUCAACCACCCACCAUCGGCCCUCUACAGUGUAGUAGGGGAACGUCUUCGCACGAGUACUCCUCGCGGUCUCCAGUGUGCCCUGUUCUGCGGUGGAGCACGAUGCCCUUACGAAAGACCACAGACUGGAGCUGCUAUACAAGGACUUUAUUCGAACUGGGUUACAGACGAUAUUCUGGCGAUGGCACGACCCAGUACCGCUACUAUCGCUGCAAGAAACAUUAUUCAACAAUUCCACAGCUGGGGUAUACGAACAGUGAUUAACCUUCAAACUCCGGGUGAGCACGCGAGCUGCGGGCCUCCACUAACUAAAUCCGGCUUCACUUACGACCCAAUAGUUUUUAUGGCUAACGAUAUUUAUUACUACAAUUUCGCGUGGCCUGAUUACGCCGAAGCCAGCCUGAGUGGGUUACUCAACAUGGCGAAGGUACUCUCCUUCGCGCUCCAAGAAGGCAGGGUUGCCAUACAUUGUCAUGCAGGCGUGUGCAAAUCAAAUGUGAGACUUGAUGGAAAAAUUGCGUUAGUGACUGGUGGAAAUCAAGGCAUCGGUCUCGAAACCGCUCGAGACCUCGCUUCAAGAGGUGCAAAAAUCAUUAUCGCUUGUCGUGACGGAAAAAAAUCAGCAGAUGCGAUCGCCGAUAUUAUUAAAACGACUGGCAACAACAACAUCGAAUAUAAAUACUUAGAUUUAUCUAGCUUCAGAAGUGUAAGAAGUUUUGCUCACGAUUUUAACCAAACUUACGAUCGCCUAGAUAUUUUGAUCAACAAUGCUGGCUGUGCAGGCCUCAAGCACAAAGCUAGUGAAGACGGUAUUGAUUUGGUGAUGCAAGUGAAUUAUUUGGGACCUUUUUUGCUUACAAAUCUACUGCUUGACAAGAUUAAAGCUUCUCCAGCUGGAAGGAUCGUCAUUGUAUCUUCACUUCUUCAUUUAUUUGGUCGAGUAACAACUAGUAACCUAAAUGGCUUACAAACGAAACAUUACAUGCGGAAAUAUGCAAAUAGUAAGCUGUGUGAUAUUUUGUGGACUAGAGCACUAGCAAAGAGAUUGCCAAAGAAUGUACUUGUUAACUCUCUACAUCCUGGAGUAGUUAAAACUGAUAUAUUUAAACGACUCGAUCGUUAUUCACUCAAAUGGUUAAUGUUUCUGAUUGAAGUGUUAAAUUUUAAGACACCGAAAGAAGGUGCUCAAACCUCCAUAUAUCUGGCCGUGUCUGAAGAAGUUGAUAACAUUAGUGGAAAGUACUUUAUGGAAUGUAAGGAAGCUGAGUAUUCCAAGGUUGCGGAUAGUGAAGACUUGGUGGAAGAUAUUUGGAAUAAAAGUGUAAUGUUGACGAGUUGA